AUGGAGAUUUAUCCAUGCACUAGAAGCAGUUUCAUCCAAAGUAGCCACUCAGUGGUUCCUAGCAGUUUAUUAUUCAGUGCUGGUCUACUGGGUAAUUUAAUUGCUCUUCUCAUCUUAUGGCAACACAAGUUCCAUGUCAAGAAAAAAAAGAUUUCAGUUUUCUAUAUUCUUGUCACUGGGCUAACUAUCACCAAUCUGAUGGGGAAGUGUCUGGUUAGUCCCAUGGUAUUGGCUGCUUAUUCCAAAAAUCAGACAUUGGUGCAGAUGGCUGAUGACCAGUCUCUCUGCCAUCUCUUUGGCUUCUUCAUGACUUUUUUUGGUUUGGCUCCAAUGCUUAUUCUAUUGGCCAUGGCUCUCGACUGUUGGCUUGCUCUUGGAUACCCGUUUUUCUACCGGGUGCACAUCACCAAAAAAGUUGGUUUGUUGGUGCCAGUUGGAGUCUACAUCUUUAGCACUGGUUUCUGUGCCAUGCCCUUUUUGGGAUUUGGUCAGUAUGAACAAUAUUGUCCUGGAACAUGGUGUUUUAUACAAAUGACCUCUGAGGAUUCAAAUGCCAGUGCCUUUGCUUAUUCUAUGUUGUAUGGCACUGUCACAGGAUUCCUUGUUCUAGCCAUUAUAUCUUGCAAUAUUGCAGUCAUGAAGCACCUUUACCGAAUGUACCAAAGCCAACAUCAAAAGGGCAUUACAUUUAGCAAAGUAACUAUCAAGCAAGAGAAGCAAGCAGGGAUGGAGGAACUGGACCACCUGAUUCUCCUGGCAGUCAUGACAAUUUUAUUUGCUAUCUGUUCUUUACCCCUAACGGUCAGAGUAUACAUCGGAGCAUUUACAGAUGAAAAAAACGAGUAUGCUGACCUUAUUGUACUGAGGUUUUUAUCAAUGAAUUCCAUUGUGGAUCCGUGGAUUUUCAUCAUUUGCAGGACAUCCAAAUUUCACACUCAUAUACAUCGUCUCUGUAGAAGAAUUCACUUCAAGGACAAUAUUCAGAUGCAGCUUCUUCACAACAGUAAUCCAGUAAGACUGGAGCAACAAAAAUAA
Spea bombifrons (plains spadefoot toad) is the source of this 1035-nucleotide messenger RNA. RefSeq names its product prostaglandin D2 receptor-like. NCBI's taxonomy places the organism in Eukaryota, Metazoa, Chordata, Amphibia, Anura, Pelobatidae. Gene Ontology annotation, biological process: inflammatory response; positive regulation of cytosolic calcium ion concentration; G protein-coupled receptor signaling pathway. Gene Ontology annotation, molecular function: prostaglandin D receptor activity; thromboxane receptor activity. The record is from RefSeq and is a predicted model, not a curated record. Gene Ontology annotation, cellular component: plasma membrane. The transcript has 2 exons. Bases 1 to 1035 code for a protein of 344 amino acids.